Molecule: messenger RNA, 963 nt
Organism: Drosophila kikkawai
Lineage: Eukaryota; Metazoa; Arthropoda; Insecta; Diptera; Drosophilidae
Gene: ATPsynB
Product: ATP synthase subunit b, mitochondrial
Biological process (GO): proton motive force-driven ATP synthesis
Molecular function (GO): proton-transporting ATP synthase activity, rotational mechanism
Source: RefSeq, a predicted model, not a curated record
GCAACCCUCGGCCAGCCUGUCAUUCGCUGAUUACUAUUGUGAACUGUGUGCGAUUUUUGGGGCAAUUUUUAGUAGCAUAAAUUCGUCGCAACUGCCUGGAAAAAAUGUUCUCGAGAGCCGCUCUUCUAACAGCCCAGCGCCCUUUGACCGUGGCCGCCACCCGGUCGGCUGCCGCUGCUGCCGCUCAGCCAGCAGCCGUGGAGCGCCGCCAGCGCCCCGAGCAUCCCGGCAAGGUGCGUUUGGGCUUCCUGCCCGAGGAGUGGUUCCAGUUCUUCUACAACAAGACUGGUGUCACCGGACCCUACACCUUUGGUGUCGGUCUGAUCACCUACCUCUGCUCCAAGGAGAUCUAUGUCAUGGAGCACGAGUACUACAGCGGUCUGUCCCUUGGCAUCAUGGCCAUCAUUGCUGUGAAGAAGCUCGGCCCGGUCAUCUCCAAGUGGGCUGAUGGCGAGAUCGAUAAAAUCGAGUCCGAAUGGAAGGAGGGACGUGAGGGUGAGCUGAAGGUCCUCUCCGAUGCCAUCGAGGCCGAGAAGAAGGAACAGUGGCGCGCCGAUGGCGCCCUGCUGCUGAUGGAGGCCAAGAAGGAGAACAUUGCCUUGCAGUUGGAGGCCGCUUUCCGUGAGCGCGCCAUGAAUGUCUACUCGGAGGUGAAGCGUCGUCUGGACUACCAGGUGGAGUGCCGUCACGUUGAGCGUCGCCUCAACCAGAAGCACAUGGUCAACUGGAUCACCUCGAAUGUGCUGGCCAGCAUCUCGCCCCAGCAGGAGAAGGAGACCCUUAACAAGUGCAUCGCCGAUCUGAGUGCUCUGGCCCUGCGCGUCAAGUCCGCUUAAACCGACUCGAGUUUUAGUUGAUAAUAUUGUAAAUUAAAACCCCAUUCGAGACGCAGGAAAAAUGAUUAUAACGCCCGCAAGAUGAUAAAUCGAUCCAAUAUAUCUUCAAAGUAUCUGUGUCAGAAAA